CUUCAAAUCUUAAUUAAAAUGGCAUGCAAUAUCCGAAUGGUAUCUCUCCCUUGUGUGAGAAAAGUGAUACCCGCAUGCCUCGAGCCAGUGACUUUGAACACAAACCUAAAUUUCAGAAGUACAUCUUUUACAAAGAAACCGAAUAGUCAUGUGGUGCAAGAGAAAACUCCCACUCCAGGAAAGUUUGGAAUCUUUGGUGGGAAGUUUGUACCUGAAACCCUGAUCUCCCCCUUAGAAAAACUUGAAGCUGAAUUCAACUCCAUUUUGGAGGAUCAUGAAUUUAAGGCGGAGCUAGCAGCUGCACUAAGGGAUUACGUUGGACGUGAAACUCCUUUGUACCAUGCCCAUAAUCUCACAGAUCAUUACAAGAACAUCAACGGAGAAGGGCCUGAAAUAUAUCUUAAAAGAGAGGAUCUCGGCCAUGGAGGAUCAUACAAGAUGAGCAACGUCAUUGCACAAGCACUUUUGGCCAAACGAAUGGGCCAAAAGAGCGUUAUAACAGCUACGAGUGCUGGCAACCAUGGUGUUGCAGCAGCUGCUGUGUGUGCUAAGUACUCCUUAGAUUGUACUAUUUUCAUUGGAACCAGAGAUAUGCAGCGAAAUCCCUCAAGUGUUCAACGCAUGAAGCUGCUUGGAGCUCAGGUUAAGGCUGUUGAUGGGAAUUUUCAGGCAGCAGUAUCGGAAUCAACUAGGUCGUGGAUAGAAAACCUAGAAACUGGAUAUUACUUAGCAGGAACAGCGGUGGGCCCACACCCUAUCCCUACAAUGGUCCGUGAAUUCUAUUCGGUGAUUGGAAAAGAAACAAGGAAGCAAGCAAUGGAAAAAUGGGGUGGCGUCCCGGAUGUGUUGGUUGCUUGUGUAGGGACUGGUUGCAAUGCUUUAGGUUUGUUUCAUGAAUUCAUAGGGGAUGAAAGUGUACGGAUGAUUGGAAUUGAGGGAGGUGGAGUAGGAAGUAACACCAGAGAUUUACAUUCUGCAAGUCUUGUAAGAGGUGAAGUUGGUGUUUAUCAUGGAGCCAUGUGUUAUUUGCUACAAGAUGGAGAUGGCCAAAUCAUUAGAACCGAGUCAGUGGCUAGUGGAUUGGAGUUUCCAGGAGUAAGCCCAGAACUAAGCUUUCUAAAAGAUUCUGGCAGACUUGAGUGUUACACAGUUACUGAUCAAGAAGCUCUUGAUGGAUACAAAAGAUUAUGCCAUUUUGAAGGGAUAAUACCAGCAUUAGAGGCCUCUCAUGCUUUCGCCUAUCUCGAAAAGCUUUGUCCUACACUGCCUCAUGGCGCAAAGGUUGUGGUUAAUUGCAGUGGCACUGGGUACAACGACGUCUUGCAGUCCUCAAAAUGAAAUAUUAUAGUUGUCUAAAAAUUCAUUAGAUUUGGUUUAGUUUACAAACGGUACCGUAGGAUGGUAGUUGCAUACUUUCAUAUAUGUAUAGAAGCAUAUAAAGUACACCGUAUAACAAGAAUACAUUGUCGGAGUUCAUGCAAGAAGAUAGAAGUAAGUUUACAUGUCAAACAAUGCUCAUCUGCAAUUCCUAGGAAGGGAAUGGGAUGGGAAAAGGAUGAAUAUAAGGAUGGAUAUAACCAAACAUAUAUGUUGUAGAGGUUUUUCCCCUCCAAUCUAGAUUACAAGGAUGGAUAUAGCCAGGCAUAUAUGUUGUAGCGUUUUUUCCCCCACAAUUUAGAUUACAGUUGUGUGGUAAAAAUGCAAAGAUCGUAUGCUUGUUAAUUGAUAAUUACCAAAUUUCCG
Molecule: messenger RNA, 1743 nt
Organism: Lactuca saligna
Lineage: Eukaryota; Viridiplantae; Streptophyta; Magnoliopsida; Asterales; Asteraceae
Source: the annotation of a GenBank genome assembly